Messenger RNA from Sitodiplosis mosellana (orange wheat blossom midge), 1647 nucleotides. RefSeq names its product probable E3 ubiquitin-protein ligase HERC3. Lineage: Eukaryota; Metazoa; Arthropoda; Insecta; Diptera; Cecidomyiidae. The transcript has 5 exons. Bases 382 to 1560 code for a protein of 392 amino acids. The record is from RefSeq and is a predicted model, not a curated record.
GAUUCAAGUGGUCGUGGUCGAACGACAUCAAGCCAAAUACUUUGUGGUUUAAGUAUUUGUAUUUAAUGGUACGGUGUUACCCGCUGCGUAAAUUGUUCGCUGUCAUCUUAAAGGCGAACCAAUGAAUGUGUCAAUGUCAUGAACGUGUUUACUCUUUUCAAAUAAUAAACAAUACAAAGAUUCGACUGUUGUUUCUUUUGAGCACAUCAACACCCAAAAGUUACUAUAGAAACCAAUUCGCAAACAUUUAUCGAUACAAAAUUUUACGCGCACACAACUAUUUUCGACCGCUUUCGCCCUAUAUUCACAGCAAACUGUCAAUCAUCAGUAAAACUAUCCAAUUGGUGUAAUUCAGCUCAUGACAGCCAUUUACCUGUUACCAUGACCACGUUGAAUAUAUAUUUUGCAGGAUUUAACGGUUUUGGACAGUUGAAAAAUCUACCCAAAGUCGUCACAUCGCUUGAAGAACUAAAAUUGGACUCAUUGACAGCGACGAAAAAAACACUUAUAAAAUGUUUGUGGAAUUAUUGUGCGUACGCAAACGGUAGUGAUGUAUAUAUUUGCGGUUUUUUGAAUGGGGAAACUUUUCAGGAAAGACGUUUUCCGUUUGAAUAUCCAAUCCAAGAUGUUGCUUGCACGGACCGAUUUUGCCUUGUUCUGCUCAGUAUUGGCACUGUGUAUAAGAUCGAUUGUCAAACAUUUAAAGUGACUGAAAUUAAUUCGACGAUAAUACAACGAUCAUCGCACAGCAAUGAGAUGAGCACAAGCAAAAUAUUUGGCAAAUUCAGCGCACAACUGGAAAAUGAUCUGAAUGAAAGCAAAGACGAAUUUAUCACACAUAUCACGGCCGGACGAUCACUUUCCGUUGUUAUAACUAAUAAAAAUAAUGUCUACAAUAUGCCGUUGAAGAUUUACACAUUUCCAGCGCAUGUUAAAAUCAAAAAAGUGUGCUGUGGAAAUGAGCACUGCCUCAUUUUAACCACCAAUGGAGAUCUGUAUGCCUUCGGUAGUUCUUCACGUGGUCAACUCGGUUUGGGUGGCCUGGAAUCAGAAGAUGAGCCGGUUUUGAUCGAAGCAUUGGCAGGAAUAAAAGUAAUCGAUGUGGCGACUGGAGGCUGGCAUAGUGUAGCUGUAUCAGCAUUUAACGACUUAUAUGUCUGGGGAUGGAAUGUGAAUGGUCAGCUUGGUUUACCAUUGUUCCAAACAUUCGAAGCAAUGCAACCGAAUGGAGAGAGAAGAGUUGAACGUCAAAAAUGUUCGACGGUAUUUGCUUCGCCAGUGAUUGUUGAUUUGCCGAAGGAAAGUUCUGAAUCCAUCGACAAUGACAGCAUUUCAGAGAAUCAGUACCACCCAGUUGCGGUGAGUGCAGGCACUCGGCACACCAUUGUCAAGAUUGAUGACGGCUCGCUAAUGGCAAGCGGCUGGAAUAAAUACGGCCAACUUGCAAAUGACAAACUUGAUGCUGACUGUGAUCAAUUCCAUAUUAUCAACACUAAUGUAUCAAAGGCUGAUGAAGUUAUCUGCGGUGAUUGGUCGACAUUUGUUAUUUCAAAGGAUUAAUAACGAAGAUAAUGUCACAAUCGAAACAAACUAGUCAAUAAAAAGGAAAUUGGAAAUGAAGUGGGAUUGAAAGAUCUCACAAUUUAA